GCGGUUUCGCGGUGAUCGCUUCGCCUCUCCCGUGCAUCGAGCUCCCCGAGAGAAGGCGGCCGUGCUUCGGUCCCCUUCCCGACGGUCGCGCAGAGGACCGAUCAACGCCAAGGUGCAGCUGAAUAACCUGGUCUCGAAGACUUUGCGAAGGCCUCUCCUCGCAGGAGAUGUUGUCUACGAAACUCAAGAGAUUGAGUCGGGCUUUCGAGCGACCGUUCGAGUACAUGGUUUGGAGGAGGAUGGUGCGCCGCUGGAGUUUUCAGGCGUUGCCAACCUCGAGAAUGCAGCGGAGCUUGCAGCCGCACAGGCCGCUGUGACGGCUCUGCCACCGCCGCCAGACAUAGAGCCGCGAUAUCCAAAGCCAAAGGAUGCCGCUGCCUGGGUCGCGGAGGAAUUGAUCGACAAACUGCAGGUCGAGCUAGACUCCACCAUGGCGGAUGUGUUGCCUACCUUGGCGUAUUUGCAGGCGGACAUGCAGGCAGCCGCGUCCUUCAGCAUGAGGGAGGAGGAUACUUGCAGGGUGUCCAUUCGAAAGGUUUCCGCUCAAAGGCAGUGGCUUCCGAAGGAGGUGAGAUCUGUCCUGGUCAGCAGCAGAACUCACGGUUCAAAGCUAGCCGCUGCUCUACGGGCCCGGCUUUUGGGUGAAGAUGGGGGGGAAAGCUACCGGUGUCUGGAGCUGAAGAUGGCCGGUAAGAGUGCAACCAAGGAGGCAGCCAUCGCCACCAAGAUCCUUCAGAGGUUUUUGCCCAGAGAGCUCGAGAUUAGCUUCUCGGCCCGCUUCGAGCAGUUCGAAGGCUACCGUGCGCGAGGACUCGUGUUGACCAUCGAGAGCCGAAGCCAUUCCGAGCAGGCCGAUCUGUUGGUUUGA
Molecule: messenger RNA, 868 nt
Organism: Symbiodinium necroappetens
Lineage: Eukaryota; Dinophyceae; Suessiales; Symbiodiniaceae
Source: the annotation of a GenBank genome assembly